Aspergillus wentii DTO 134E9 is the source of this 1799-nucleotide messenger RNA. Its product is annotated as transcription initiation factor TFIID subunit 11 family protein. Lineage: Eukaryota; Fungi; Ascomycota; Eurotiomycetes; Eurotiales; Aspergillaceae. The transcript is spliced from 2 exons. Gene Ontology annotation, biological process: transcription initiation at RNA polymerase II promoter; RNA polymerase II preinitiation complex assembly. The coding region runs from base 272 to 1453 and encodes 393 amino acids. Gene Ontology annotation, molecular function: protein heterodimerization activity; transcription coactivator activity. The record is from RefSeq and is a predicted model, not a curated record. Gene Ontology annotation, cellular component: nucleus; transcription factor TFIID complex.
CAACACUUCAAGCUCUCUCCGUCAUACCAGAUCUCAUCUGCACGCCUUUUACUCGUCCUCAUCCAUCCAUCACUCUACUCUCAUUCUAUCUCUGUACCCUGCGAUUUUCAAACUGGCUCUUACGCCCCGUUAAUCCAGCCCAGCUAGGGCGGCGACUCGAAGGAUCUUGCAAGCGAUCGCAUCAAAAAAGAAUCUGAACAGCCUCGAAAACCAACACGAUCCAUCUACUCAUAUCUAAUACUCUUCUCGAAGAACAAAGCGAACAUUCACCAUGUCUUCACCACCACCCCCUGGCAACCCUCUAAAACGACCCUCGAUGUCCUCCUCCGCCUCCCAACCCAUUGGCGCCAACCCGAAACGCGCACGCAUGCACCCCCUCCGCCAGACCUCAUUCCCGACGACGAUCGAAGCGGAAUCGCGCACGUUCAGUGAUGCAGGGAGCGUGACGGGGAGUUUCACGGGGAGUCUGGGGGGCACGAGUGCGGACGGGGUUUUCUCGGGAGCUGCUUCGAAGAUGAAGAAACGGGGUCGGAAGAGUAAAGCAGAAAAAGAGCGAGAGAGGGAAGACGCGGCUAGUAUGAGGGGGAUGGAGACGAGGGUCGGGUCUGUCGAUGCUGAGGGUUCGGUUCGAGGGGGUCCUAGUGGUGGGGGCGGCGGCGGUGGUGCAGGGGGUGGCGCGGAUGACGGGGAUGAUGAUGAUGAUUUUGAUGAUGAGGUGGAGUUAUUGGGGAGAGAGGAUGGAGCUACGGAUACGGAGGCAGAGAAGAAGAAUCUUGCGCUACUUGUCGACGCGUUUAACCCCUUACAAUCGGAACGAUAUGAUUUGUUCAAACGAGCCAAGCUGAGGAAGGAAACACUCCGGCGAAUUGUGAAUCAUGUGCUCUCGCAAUCUGUGCCUGCCAGUGUGGUCACCACCAUCAACGGAUUUACGAAGGUGUUUGCCGGAGAGAUGAUCGAAAAGGCUCGAACAGUCCAGGCUGAAUGGGCCGAUGCACACGAUCAGGCAGCAUUAGCCGCUUUCGAGGCGGAAGAGAGAGCAGCCGAUGAGAGAGCAGCAGCCGCGGCAACAGCAGCAACAACCUCUGGCGGUGCGACACCGACAUCUGGUGCAACAACACCCGUGAAUGGAGCAGGCGAUCCGGCCGUGAAAAAGGAGCCGUUGAAUGGUGACCGCUCUUCGAUCCCUCCACAUGUCCAUGCAGCAGCGAGUCGGCCAUCGAGUCCUAGCCACAACCCAAACCCCGUGCGGCCACGACGGGAGUUCAAACCGCCUCCCAACCCCCACCGAGGCCAGCUGCUACCGUCACACCUCCGCGAGGCACAGCGACGGUAUAAGCGAGACUACGAAGGAGGAGGGGUUGGGUUCUCGGGGCUAAGCAUGGGCAACCUGGGCGUGCGGGGAGCGGUGACCUGGAAUGCUGGCGGUGCUGGAGGACGAAGAAUCUUCCGAUAGACUUGAACUUAUGAUGCGAUGAACAUGUACAGUCUGGUAAUCCUAAUAAUGAAAGUAAUCCGAUUAUCCGUCUAUGCUUCUAUCUAUCUAUUUCAGAUAUAGGAUUUGCUUCCGGAAACACCCAUGCUCUGGGCAGUGAGUUCUGUGUGUUUGUUGUUGUACUGCACUUGCAGGUCCAUAUUGAGUUCUCAACUGCAUCGAUGUUAUGCAUCAGCCUUAUCAGGACCGCAGAGAACCACAGGCAACAUACUUGACCCUCUCACAAGGGGUUAUCCCUUUAUCAGGCUUAUUGCGAUCAGCUGAGUUGUUUCUAUGCAUCUGUAGAUGUAUUCUAUUUGAAAUUCGA